AUGUCCAGUCAGAAGGCGCAUCAACCACUUUUUGUCCUUAAACAACAUAGCAGCGCUGUCAUGACCUGUGCGAUUGAUGAACAGCAGGUGUUUACACGGCUUUUGUUGAGCGGAGAUGGUGAUGGCGUUGUCAAGUUGUGGGAUCUUGAGCUCCACGUACCUUUGCUGUCGUUCCACGCGGUCAACAGGGUCUCUUCGUCUGCGGAUACCAAUAACCAACAAGGUACGACGCCUGCUUUUUUUACUAACACUAGUGUACUAAAGGUUGGGUUCCUCACUUUUCAGGCAAUGAACGCAUCAGCAAGCGAGGAGGGGGAAAGUGUCUGCUUCUACACUCAAUGCAGGAAUCAACACGUGUACGUUUGGCGAGCCGUUUUGUGCUGUGAUGAUGAUGAUGACAUUGAGGAACUUGAUUCUACCAAAAUAGAGGGGACAUCUGUGGAGUUGUUGCACACUAUCAACGUGCCACAACAUGGCUUUUGUACCGUGCCUUGUGUUGCUGUAUCUUGCAGGGAGCUGCAGUUGGCGAUUCCACACGAUAACGAUGGAAUUAUCAGUUUGUGGAGUAUUGGUUUAGUUGACAGGGAUGCGACAAAUUGUGCUCAGCAUCUGCAUGUGAGUUGCUUCAAAUCAUUUUCUGCAUCGGGGGCGGGGACGAGGUGUGGGAUGAUUAUGUGCAUCAACUUCAGGGACGGUACUCACCUCGCUGUGGCGUUUGAGAGUGGUCAUGUGACGCUGAAUAACAUUUGUGGGGAGCGGCUUGCCAUCAUUCGUGCCUUUCCAGAAACGGCUCUAACAUGUGUGUGGUUUGGAGACUCUCUUCUUUCUUCCUCAGCUGAUGGACAGCUCCACUGCUAUGUUGUCUUGAACCAGAAAGGGACGGGACCUGACACUCCAUUCAGUGAGGCAGACAAUGCCAUGUCUCUUGCUAUACGAUGGGAAGCCUCCCUACGCAAGGGCUUAGGGAGCGUGGCACUGCAGCGCCACUUGGCUGUGGUGGGGUCAUGGGAUCGCACGAUGCGACUGUAUGAUGAGGGUUCGGGCCGUGUUGUAUCCAUCUUGACAUUUCACAGUGGUACUGUCAAUGAGAUCGCUGUGUUUCCUGCGUCCUUGGCAAAGCAUGCCUCAUUUGGGUAUGAUGUGCGGCGCCCACGUUGGUGUGGUGCCGCAAACGCCAAAACCGAACAAGAGGAAGACUCUGUGUAUCUUUUUGCUUCAGCCAGUGGAGAUUUUACGAUUGCCAUCUGGCGCCUGGAUUUCAGGAUGCUGCGUGCGGCAAAGGUGAGUGCGGUGUAA
Molecule: messenger RNA, 1296 nt
Organism: Trypanosoma rangeli
Lineage: Eukaryota; Euglenozoa; Kinetoplastea; Trypanosomatida; Trypanosomatidae
Exons: 1
Coding region: 1-1296 (431 amino acids)
Molecular function (GO): protein binding
Source: RefSeq, a predicted model, not a curated record